Molecule: messenger RNA, 2833 nt
Organism: Musa acuminata AAA Group (dessert banana)
Lineage: Eukaryota; Viridiplantae; Streptophyta; Magnoliopsida; Zingiberales; Musaceae
Product: digalactosyldiacylglycerol synthase 1, chloroplastic-like
Exons: 9
Coding region: 96-2462 (788 amino acids)
Biological process (GO): galactolipid biosynthetic process
Cellular component (GO): chloroplast outer membrane
Molecular function (GO): digalactosyldiacylglycerol synthase activity
Source: RefSeq, a predicted model, not a curated record
GACUGACCGAGGCUUCCAAAUAAUCUCCUCCCGUCCAACCCCUAAACGAAAGCACCAAGAAGAAGCAGCGACACGACAUCCCUCAUCUUGCCGCCAUGCUCAACCUGGGCGCCGAGAGGCCGCCGCCGCAGCUGGCGACUGGCACCGCCGAGAAAGCCCUCUCCUUCCUCUCCAAGGGGUGGCGCGAGGUCCGCGACUCCGCCGAUGCGGACCUUCAGCUCAUGCGCAAGAGGGCCAACUCCUUCAAGAACCUCGCCGACCGCGAGCUGGAGCACUUCCUCAACUCGGCCGCGAUUCCCCCCUCCGGCGCGGCGUUGCCGUCGCCCUCCAUCGCUGAAUUCGAGCUCGUGAAGCGGAUCCAGCCGAAGCUGUCGGCGAUUCGGCGGGCUUACUCGUCGCCGGAGUUUGGCCGGAGGGUGCUGGAGAAGUGGAGCCCUAAGGCGACCAUCCGGCUCGAUCUGUCAGCCAUUAAGAACGCGAUCGUCUCGGAGGUCGAUGAGGUUGGAGCGGCUCUGGAUCUCAGUUGGGAUGAGGACCAGAGUAAGGAAAAGAUCAUGUGGGAGGAGGGGAGGGCGGAGAUUGUUGAGGAGGGCAAGGGAUGGGAGCCAAUUCGGAUUCUGAAGACAAGGUUGAAGGAGUUUGAGCGGAAGAGCCAAUCAACUGAGAUAUUUGGGACCUUCAAGAGCAGCGAGUUUAUCGAGAAAGUAAAAUUGAGCCUGCAAUCGAUUUGCAAGGAAACUGAAGAAUCAACGGAUGUUCCACCACUGGAUAUUCCAGAACUUCUGGCACAUAUUGUCAAGCAAUCUUGGCCAUUAUUUGAUCAUCUUGGUAUUCGACGUGACAUAUAUGUAAAAAUGGUCGAAACUUUGUGCAGCAGGCACAGAGAUCAGGUCAUGUACCAUCAUUCUCUCUAUGCCAAGGAAGAGUCCUUAUAUGAAAACGAGAAAAUCAGUGAUGAACUUGAUUUAAGGAUAGCCAGUGUGCUUCAUAAUACAGGGCAUCAUUAUGAAGGGGGAUUUUGGACUAGUUUCAUAAAGAAUGAGUCAGCAGACAGAAAGCACCAUGUUGCAAUAGUAACAACUGCCAGUCUACCAUGGAUGACAGGAACUGCUGUAAACCCAUUAUUUCGAGCUGCUUAUUUGGCAAAGUCUGCAAAGCAAGCUGUCACACUGGUUGUUCCUUGGCUUUGCAAAUCAGAUCAGGAGCUAGUUUAUCCUAACAACUUGAGCUUUAGUUCUCCUGAAGCACAAGAAGCUUAUAUACGAAAUUGGCUGGAGGAGAGGGUUGGCUUUAAGGCAGAUUUCAAAAUAUCUUUUUAUCCAGGAAAGUUCUCAAAAGAAAGGCGAAGCAUAAUACCUGCUGGAGACACUUCACAAUUUAUUCCCUCAAAAGAAGCUGACAUUGCCAUAUUGGAAGAGCCAGAGCACCUGAACUGGUACCACCAUGGAAAGCGCUGGACGGAUAAGUUUAAUCAUGUUGUUGGCAUUGUGCACACAAAUUACUUAGAGUACAUCAAAAGAGAGAAAAAUGGAGCUAUCCAAGCAUUUCUUGUGAAACAUAUAAACAAUAUGGUCACUAGAGCAUACUGUCAUAAGGUUUUGCGUCUUUCUGCAGCAACACAGGACUUACCCAAGUCUGUUAUUUGCAAUGUUCAUGGUGUAAAUCCUAAGUUUCUUAUGAUCGGAGAAAAAGUAGCAGCUGAGAGGGUGCAUGGGCAGCAGGCAUUCUCCAAAGGAGCAUAUUUUCUAGGAAAGAUGGUUUGGGCAAAAGGUUAUCGGGAACUGAUAGAUCUGUUAGCGAAGCACAAAAGUGACUUGGAAGGUUUUAAGUUAGAUGUAUAUGGAAAUGGCGAGGAUUCUCAGGAAGUUCAAUCUGUUGCCAAGAAGUUGGACCUGAAUCUUAACUUCCUUAGAGGAAGGGAUCAUGCAGACGAUUCACUUCAUGAGUACAAAGUUUUUGUAAACCCUAGCGUCAGUGAUGUCCUGUGCACAGCAACCGCAGAGGCUCUUGCCAUGGGGAAGUUUGUUAUUUGUGCCGAUCACCCAUCAAAUGAAUUUUUCAGGGCAUUUCCUAACUGUUUAACUUACAAGACCUCAGAGGAUUUCGUUUCUAGAGUGAAAGAAGCAAUGGCCAGUGACCCUCAACCACUUACCCCUGAGCAGAGACAUAACUUGUCAUGGGAGGCUGCAACCCAGAGGUUUAUGGAGUACUCUGAGCUUGACAAAAUCUUAAACAAUGAAGAACCCAUGAAUGGUGACAAAGCAAUUUACGGCCGGAAGAUCAAGAAAUCAAUUUCCAUGCCAAGUUUGUCAGAUGUGGUGGAUGGGGGUUUGGCAUUUGCUCAUUAUUGUUUCACGGGAAAUGAAAUAUUGAGGUUAACCACAGGCGCAAUACCUGGGUCACGGGACUACAGUAAGCAGCAUAGUGUUGAUUUGCGUCUUUUGCCACCUCAGGUUCGAUAGGAAGAUCCAGCACGGAAGGGCCAAUUCUAGCAUCUUCUCAUGAGGAUGGUAAAUAUUAUGCUGAGCAGGUGCAACAAAUAAAUAUAUAAUGUUAUGAAGCUCCUGUACUCUGAUAAAGACUUAGCAGCAGAUAGAUAAGCAUGGUAAAUUCAGUUGUGUAACUUGCAGUGCUUGACUUGUGUGGCGUUUGCUAUCGGAAAAUGUUAGUUAUCGACGACUAUUGAGCAGGUCAGCUCUUACAUGGCUCAUUGUGCCUUUUAGAGCUUUCUCCAGCAAAAUUUUUAUUGUUUGUAUGACCUGUUCAGCAGAGGCAAAGUUUAUAAAGACCCACUUGGAAGGCAAAUUAUAAAGACCUAAUACCUUGCAUUUUA